Rattus norvegicus (Norway rat) is the source of this 1483-nucleotide messenger RNA. It is a transcript of the gene Ovol2, whose product is annotated as ovo-like zinc finger 2. Bases 221 to 1045 code for a protein of 274 amino acids. The transcript has 4 exons. The record is from RefSeq and is marked validated. Gene Ontology annotation, molecular function: DNA-binding transcription repressor activity, RNA polymerase II-specific; sequence-specific double-stranded DNA binding; DNA binding. Lineage: Eukaryota; Metazoa; Chordata; Mammalia; Rodentia; Muridae. Gene Ontology annotation, biological process: negative regulation of signal transduction; positive regulation of gene expression; negative regulation of cell differentiation. Gene Ontology annotation, cellular component: nucleus.
CGCGCGAUUUAAGGCAUAGGUGUCGCCGAGCCCGGAGGCUGCGAGUAGCCGGGAGUGAAGGGAGAGGACCAGGCAGCGCGGCGCGGGGUGCAGGAAGAAGGCAGGCGAGGCGGGAAGGUGGGCUCCGGACUCCAGGAGCGGGGGGACCCAGGCGCCACCGCCGCCACUAGCGGGGAGCAGCCGGGAGGAGGGGGCCGCAGUCGGGAGAGAAGAUCCCACCAUGCCCAAAGUCUUUCUGGUGAAGAGGAGGAGCCCGGGAGCCUCUGUCCGCAGCUGGGAUGAGCUCCCGGAUGACAAAAGGGCAGACACUUACAUCCCAGUGAGCCUGGGCUGUCUGCUCCGCGACCCCCCCGAAGACUGCCGCAGCGACGGUGGCAGUAGCAGCGGCUGCAGCUGCAGCGCCGGGGAGCCCGGAGGGGCCGAAAGCAGCUCGUCCCCGCGCGCGCCGGAGCCUGAAACUCCAGAGCUUCACGACGCCGAAGGCACGGAUGGACAUCUGGCAGCGAUGCAGCGCCCGGUUGCCAGGUCAAAAAUCAAGUUUACCACUGGCACGUGCAACGACUCCGUGAUUCACAACUGUGACCUGUGUGGCAAGAGUUUCCGUCUGCAGCGCAUGCUCAACCGUCACCUUAAGUGCCACAACCAGGUAAAGAGGCACCUGUGCACCUUCUGCGGCAAGGGCUUCAACGACACCUUCGACCUGAAGAGGCAUGUACGCACACACACAGGCAUUCGCCCCUACAAAUGCGAGGUGUGUUACAAAGCCUUCACCCAGCGAUGUUCCUUGGAGUCCCACCUGAAGAAGAUCCAUGGGGUACAGCAGCAGUAUGCCUACAAGCAACGUCGGGACAAACUCUAUGUGUGUGAGGAUUGCGGCUACACGGGCCCCACCCAGGAGGACCUGUACCUGCAUGUGAACAGUGCCCAUCCAGGUAGCACGUUUCUCAAAAAGACUUCCAAAAAGUUGGCGGCCCUUAUGCAGAACAAGCUGACAUCCCCACUGCAGGAGAAUUCCACCCUGAGCGAAGAGGAGGAAAAAAAGUGAAGCUCGAGGAAAGACAGAGGAGAGACGAGACGCCGGUGCCACAUUUACUUGGACUUUUGGUCUGAGGCGUGCCCCUCUGCUCCCCUGGAUCUUUUUAUAGUGACGAGUAUUCAGUCCACCUCUCUUUUCUUUUGCAACAGUAAGGAGCACCCCAAAGUUGUCAGUCAUUCUGCCAAACAGGCCCUGUACCCUGUGUUAUUGUUUUCUUGGUGGUUGAGGUCACAUACGGGUUCGUGAGUGUGAGUGUGUGUGUGUGUGUCUCUGUGUGUUAUGUGUGUUUUUUUUCCUAAUAGAAUUUUCACAUAUGAAUAGAGAGAGGGGUGUUCUUAAAGAGACAGUCAUCUUAUGGUGCCUUGAAACACUUCCCGAACAAGGAAAAUGUAUAUUCUUUCUGAAAGAGUUUACAGAAAUUAUUUUAAUAAAUGAAAUGUUCGUGUG